AUGCCACACGGAUUACUAGACCUUAGAGAUGCUGUCAGAAAAUCAUGGAGUUUAUGCAUGUGGGAAACUAUGAUAGCUGACCUAAGCGAAACCAAUCAACACAACGAUCGGUCGAAAAGAUGUGUGUAUCUGUAUCUGAAAUUAUGGGUGCCUUUAGCUCAAAAGGAGAGAGGAGAGGAACAAGAGAAGGCUGCAAAAGCUAGGGAGCAUCUGAGGACUCUGGAAAAGGGUCUUGAGGGGAAGCCAUUUUUUGGAGGUGAAACGAUAAGCUUCUUGGACAUUGCGGUUGGCUGGAUUGGUAUCUGGGGUCGAGCUGUUGAGGAAAUUGUUGGUGUAAACCUGUUCGAUGCAGAGACCAUGCCUUUGUUUACUGCUUGGUUGAACAAGUUUCUUGAAGUUCCCAUUAUCAAAGAGUGUUUACCAUCUUGGGAUAUAUUGCUUGAGCACACAAAAGGAUUCCACAAGAUUUUGACAGCUGCAUCAACCUGA
Molecule: messenger RNA, 489 nt
Organism: Pistacia vera
Lineage: Eukaryota; Viridiplantae; Streptophyta; Magnoliopsida; Sapindales; Anacardiaceae
Product: glutathione transferase GST 23-like
Exons: 2
Coding region: 1-489 (162 amino acids)
Biological process (GO): glutathione metabolic process
Cellular component (GO): cytoplasm
Molecular function (GO): glutathione transferase activity
Source: RefSeq, a predicted model, not a curated record